Messenger RNA from Ostrinia nubilalis (European corn borer), 945 nucleotides. RefSeq names its product multiple inositol polyphosphate phosphatase 1-like. The transcript has 5 exons. Gene Ontology annotation, molecular function: acid phosphatase activity; inositol phosphate phosphatase activity. The record is from RefSeq and is a predicted model, not a curated record. Bases 1 to 945 code for a protein of 314 amino acids. Lineage: Eukaryota; Metazoa; Arthropoda; Insecta; Lepidoptera; Crambidae.
AUGAUACACCUCCCAUCAGUAGUAGAGAAAAACAUGAUGAUGUCACACGCUCUAGUAAUAUUAGUUUUAGUAAAUAUAGCUAUAAGCCAGUCUUGCUACUGGAACGAUGGGUGUGCAUAUCAGCUGUUCUCUUCGAAAACACCAUACGAUACUGUGAGGGGAGACAUUAGAGAUUAUCCAACACCGGCAAACUGUGAAGCAGUUGCUCUCUGGUCGCUGAACCGGCACGGCAACAGGAAUCCAGGUAACAGCGCGACUGCAAGCAUGCGUGCCAUCGCCCAACUGCAAGACGAAAUUGUCAGCAGUCACUACGAGGGCAAGGGGCAGCUGUGUGCUCAGGACAUCGAAGACAUCAAGCGAUGGAGGUGGAACGAGACUCUAGAUGAGUCCGCCUCCUUCUUGACUGGAGUUGGGUAUGAAGAGUUGUAUGAGAUCGGGAAGAGACUCCGAGAGAAGUAUCCGCAUCUGGCUGAAGGUACCGAGGACGACUAUUACUUCAGAACCACGUAUGAACAGAGGACGAUCACCAGUGCUAUGGCGUUUGUGCAUGGUUGGACUGAAGGUAGCCAGAUAAAUCCUUCUGUUGAUGGACCUUGGGAGCACGAUGAUGUCAUCAGACCGUAUGAAAACUGUGACAGAUAUCAGCAAGAUGUGAAAGGUGGACAGGCGGUUGUAGACCAAUUGGAAGACUAUUUCAACAACCCUGAAUUUAUAAACGUCAAAAACAAUGUCCAAACGCGUCUUGGCAUUUCAACCCAGUUGUCUUCCGAAGACGUCCACUCGCUGUACGAGCUUUGUCGCUUCUACCGCUCGUGGGAGCCGAAGCUCAAGUCGCCCUGGUGUGCUGCCUUCAGCAACGAAGACUUGCUGGUUGUGGAGUACAGAGAUGACGUCACUCACUACCAUAGGAACGGCUAUGGGUCAUGGGUGAGAGGAACUACAUAG